Molecule: messenger RNA, 1224 nt
Organism: Anisakis simplex (herring worm)
Lineage: Eukaryota; Metazoa; Nematoda; Chromadorea; Rhabditida; Anisakidae
Source: the annotation of a GenBank genome assembly
AUGAUUUAUAACGAGACCGUAUUCCAGGGUCAAUACGGUGGUGCAUUUCCGCAUGGAUAUGGCCAUCUUAGUGGUGUCGGCAGCAUGUUCGGCCCAAGUGCUCUUUAUGGCGGAUACGGUAGCGCACUUGGUGCCGGCCUAUACGGCGAUCCUAAUGGUGGCCUUGGUUAUGGCGGGGGUCGUGGUCUGUACGGAGCAGCGUAUCCGGGUGGGCAAGGUGGAUAUGGAGCAUACGGUAGCUACGGAUUCACUCCACCUAGAGUGCCAGCAUUCUGCGAUCCAGCAACAUAUCCGGCAAUGGGUCCUUAUGGUUUGUACAGUGGCUACGGUGGAUUGGGGGGUCAAGGUGGCUUGGGGGGUUACGGCGCUUACGGUGGCUUGGGAGGCCAAGGUGGUUUGGGGGGUUACGGCGCUUACGGUGGUUUGGGGGGUCUGGGUGGUUAUGGUGGCUUAGGAGGUAUGGGUGGUUAUGGUGGUUUAGGUGGAAUGGGUGGUUAUGGUGGUUUAGGAGGUAUGGGUGGUUAUGGUAGCUUAGGAAGUAUGGGUGGUUAUGGUAGCUUAGGAGGCAUGGGUGGUUAUGGUAGCUUAGGAGGUAUGGGUGGUUAUGGUAGCUUAGGAGGUAUGGGUGGUUAUGGCGGUUUAGGUGGAAUGGGUGGUUAUGGUGGUUUAGGUGGAAUGGGUACACUUGGUUCACACGGUAGAUAUGGUCUUUACGGUGGUUUAGGAGGAAUGGGCCUACACGGUGGUUACGGUGGCUUGGGUGGAGGUUUGGGUGGUCUGGGUGGACGGGGCUUACACGGUGGAUACGGUGGUCUGGGUGGGCAAGGCUUGUACGGUGGCUUAGGCGCUUUGGGUGGUCUGGGCGGGCGGGGCUUAUAUGGUGGCUUAGGCGCUUUGGGUGGUCUGGGUGGGCGGGGCUUAUACGGUGGAUACGGUGGUUUGGGUGGGCGGGGCUCAUACGGUGGAUACGGUAGUUUGGGUGGGCUCGACUUGUACGGUGGUGGGCUAGGUGGCUACGGUCUGAGUGGAUUGUUAGGUAGGGGUCUUUUCGGGGGGUUAGGGAGUAGAUACGGCGGUUUGUACAGUCCGUACAGUGCGUACAUGCGUCACAGCCCGCUGAAUCCAUUCUCUUCAUACUAUCCAUCGGGACUGGGCCACCAUUCACAAUAUAAUCCCUACACCGGCUACAAUUUCUAUAGUCCUCACAGUGCCUAUAUGCUUUAG